AUGUCUGCCCUCUUCAGAACCGCUCCCUCCCUGCGCGCUGGCCUCCGUGCCUCCGCUGCUAAGCCUCUUGCUGCCAUGGCCAGCACCACCUUUGUCCGUGGAAAGGCUACUCUUCCCGACCUUGCCUACGACUACGGCGCCCUUGAGCCCUACAUCAACGGCACAAUCAUGGAGCUCCACCACUCCAAGCACCACCAGACCUACGUCAACGGCCUCAACUCGGCCGUCGAGGCCAUCGAGGAGGCCAAGGCCAAGAACGACCUCACCACCGCCGCCGCCCAGGCUCCCCUCCUCAACUUCCACGGCGGCGGCCACAUCAACCACACCCUCUUCUGGGAGAACCUCGCCCCCAACGGCAAGGGCGGCGGCGGCGAGCCCGAGGGCAAGCUCCUUACCGCCAUCAACGAGGACUUUGGCUCCUUCGAGGCCCUCAAGAAGCAGACCAACGCCGCCCUCGCCGGCAUCCAGGGCUCCGGCUGGGCCUGGCUGGUCAAGGACAAGUCCUCGGGCACCCUCGGCGUCGUCACCCGUCUGAACCAGGACCCCGUCACCGGCAACCUCGAGCCCCUCCUCGGCAUCGACGCCUGGGAGCACGCCUACUACCUCCAGUACCAGAACCGCAAGGCCGAGUACUUCUCCGCCAUCUGGGAGGUCGUCAACUGGGGCACCGUCGCCAAGCGGUUCGAGAAAUAG
This is a messenger RNA of Clonostachys rhizophaga, 693 nucleotides long. The record is from the annotation of a GenBank genome assembly. Lineage: Eukaryota; Fungi; Ascomycota; Sordariomycetes; Hypocreales; Bionectriaceae.